UUCGAAAUAUUAUUUUUAUCUAUAAAGUUAUUUAAAAUAUUUACCAUAUAUCUUUAUUCUUUACAGAUUUAUAUUGAUUAUCGUAUUCUGCUGGUUGAUAUCUUUUUAAUUUUGCAUUAUUUACGUAUACACACGCAUACUCACAUUCUUCUUUAUCACAAUAUAUCCGAAGAAUCACUUUAAUGUCAAAUCAAUUUUCAGCGAAUAAAUAAUGGACGUGCAUUCGUGGUAUAUAUAUAUAUAUAUAUAUAUAUACAUACAUGCAUGCAGGCAUGCAUACACACGCAUACCUGUUCAGAUGUUAGAAUUUCAAAGAUGCGCGGGGAAGUGAUUCCAUUUGUUUCUUUCCUAUCGAUUGUAUUUUAAACUGGACAAUCGCGUUAUUACCUUUUUGCUGGAUGGGCAAUUCCAACGUAAAGAAAAAAUACCACGACCAUCAGAAAUAUGCUAGUCAGUAUAGUCUCAUUGACAUCAUCGGUGGGAGUUGUGCUGGAUCAACGAGAUCAUUUCAAGUAGAAAUCAAAUCAUGGUCACGGUCCUCCUAUAGAAGUUCUUCUAAAACGGCCUGGCCGAUACCUAGGUCUGAAGCUAUCUUUCUGCCAGAAUUUAAAGUCAGAAAGAUGACUUUAAAUACAGAAUAUAGCUUUCUCGACGUCAUUGCUAAAGGUGCAUAUGGAAGAGUUUAUAAGGUUCAGAGUCGGGAAAAUAGACAAGUUUUUGCUUUGAAAGUUAUUAGCAAAGCUAAAAUUAUCACCGAGAAUGCCGUUACUCAGGCAAAACAGGAGGUAGCUAUACAAAGAAUGGUCGGGCAUCAUCCCUUUAUUGUAAAUUCUACCCAUAGAUGGCAAAGUAGUAAAACGUUAUACAUAUUAACAGAUUACAUGUGCGGCGGGGAAUUAUUUUCAUUAGUAGAGAAGUAUGGGUGUUUGCCCGAACAAGUAGUUAGAAUAUAUGUCGCCGAAGUUGCUUUAGCUAUUGAUUUUUUACAUAAUGCUGGAGUGGUGCACAGAGAUUUGAAAGCAACAAAUAUUUUAUUGGACGAAGAAGGGCAUGCUAUGAUUAUAGAUUUUGGUUUAUCCAAGUGGUUACAUCGUACGCAAAGGACAAAUACUUUCUGUGGGACUCCUGAGUACAUGGCGCCAGAAAUUUUAAAAAGGCAAUUUUAUGGUCAAGAAGUCGACUGGUGGUCUCUUGGUGUUUUGAUGUGCUUUCUACUCACCAAUCGGUAUCCAUCCAAUGUACCCUGCGAACUUUUCUCAGAUCGCAUCGAGCAGAAUUCUCCUGUUCCACCGGGGACUCUACCAGCCGGUACCAAUCUCUCUCACGCAGCAACGGAUCUUCUCAAGCGAUUAUUGCAGCCGGAUCCAUUGUUGAGACUCCGAUCGAUAUUAACCCUUCAAACGCUUGCUUUUUAUAUGGGCUAUAGCGUGCAGAGUUAUAUGUAUAAAAAAGAAUCUCCAUUUAAAUUAUUGGGCCGGUCGAAAGAGCCAAUGAAGAAUUCUUUGAAUGCACAAAUGCGCUUUGACUUCGCCGACUUCGACUCCUUCGUUGUUAGAGAUCGUUGUUGAACGUAUAGAGCAAUGCUGAGAGAGAAAUCCGCACGAUAGUAAAAAAUGCAGCGUCUAUGUUAUAUCUCCAUUAAAUUAAUGGGCUAAAGUGAUCAAUUGUGCAGUAUAUUUGUUGUAAACCAAACAUGUUCAAGUCAAACAGUAAACAUACAGCAUUUAAAUGUUAUGUUCACAUAUGUACCUGCUGACCAGCUAAGAGCAAAACUUGUUAAAAUAAGUGAUAAGACGAUGUUGAUUGAUUAUGAGAAUAAUAUUGGGUUGGCCAGUAAGUAAUGUCAGAAGUUUUAUUAGUUUGUAACUUAUAAGUAAAUAACACUAGUGUUGUUUAUUCAUAAGAUGUUUGUGUUAUAUUUUAUAUCAGAAUAUGUAACAUUGUAGUAUUUUUUUAUUAAAGAAUUUAUUACAAAAUAUUUAGAAUUUUGCAUGUAAACGAAAAAAAAAUAUAUUACAAUAAAUGACAUUAAUAUUCUUUUUUUUUUUUUUUUAAUUCCGACAUUAUUUAUCGGACAUCUCCAAUAAUUGCGGGAUUGCGUGUUAUUAAAAUAAAUACAAUUAAAAUCGACGGAAAUGUGAUUUUCGAUAGAACUGAAGUGCUGAAAGUUGAAAAAAAUAUUACAGAAAUAUUUAUAGAAAAAUGAAAAUCAUUCCGAAUUGAAUGUUCCAUCACCUUAGGAGCUAUCUUCCUAGAAAAAUAUUAAUAUCUUAUAAUUAAAUAAGGAGCAAUCAGAAUAGAUCAAUUUUAUAUAAAAAAAAAAAAAAUCAGCAGAUACCUGUGAGCAUAAAAAAUUUACAACUUUAUAACUAUCUAAAAAUAAUAAAUGAUUUUUGAUUAAACAUAUAAAAAUUAAUUAUUUCAUUCACGCAUGAAACUAAUAAUAACGAAACGACAGAUUAGAAUAAGUGGCAUCGAAUCUUGCCAAUUUAGACGAUACUUCGUGUAUUCAACAUAUAAAUGCAAAAAUAUGUUUCUAUUGAAGUCUAAUAUGAUAGAAAAUAAUAUUAAUAAUUCAUAAAUGAUUAAAUCAAACUUAUAAAACAUUAUAUGUAUAUAAUAUAAAUGAGAAGCUAUUUACGAACCAGAAUUAACGAAGCGAGAAGAGGCCUGAACACGUCUGUAAAGCUGCUUGUGCGAAUGAGAACUGCGUAACAUAUUAGUAAGAACGAACGAAGGAAAGUCAUGUAAAGGUUUUCAAUCGUCCUUUGAUUGUUUACAUCUGCUUUAACCGGUAUAUACUUCUCUGAGUGAUAUAUAUAUAUAUAUAUACAAACACAUACACAGCGACUGCUUCUUGUUUUUAUCAUUGUCGGAGACUGGAUCGUUCGUAAACAUUAUUAGUGGGGGAACUUUCAAGCUAUUAUUUAUAUUUUAAUAUUAUCUCUCUCUCUCUUUCUCUCUCUCUCUCUCUCUCUCUCUCUCUCUCUCUCUCUCUCUCUCUCUCUCUCUCUCUCUCUCUAUCUGUUAAGAGCAUCACCGUAUCUAUUUGAAAAGGGAUAAACUUACGUGUGCCUGCAGGAUGAUUAUGUUUCAAAUGUUAUUUUCAUUGUACUACGUAGUUUUCUUAGUUUCUACGCUACUCGGAAAGCUGACAAAUAUUAGAUGGAUAUUAGUACAGUAGAAAAUUAAUUUCAUGCGAAUGUAUAUGCGUGGAUGUAUUAGCGAUAUUUGCAUCUUUACGUAAGAAAGAUAUCUGUAUGUAUAUGAAAAUCGUAUUUACGACGAAAUAAAAUCGAACACGAUUAAUUAACGAAGUAUUAUUAAUAAGAGCAUCGUUAAAAGACAAAAAAAGUAUCGAUAAGCAGCGAAAAUAAAGCUGGAAAAUCCGUGAAAUAAGUAUAGUUCCAAAGGAGAAGCCAAAACGCCAAAAUAUUAUUAUCACGGAUACCUUUUAAAUAAGACGAUACCACGACUUGCGAACAUGCAUGCGUGGAAAUCAGAUUUUGGAAUAUCGAUUGAUAUAUAAAAUAAAGAUGUAGGUUAAAAAAGAAUAUACUAAUAACCUGUAAUUAACGAGACGACGAGAAGAUUUGCUGCGACUGAUACGAGGAAAUAAUUCCAAAUGGCGAAAUCACCAAUAGCGAGAAGAGUAAAUGGACGUAAGCGCAAGCGUAGUACGUCGGCUGUCACCAUCCCAUUCCCACGAAGCACGUAAUUUUUCGAUUUAUCAUAUGAACAUCAUGGAAACAUCAAAAGUAUGAUAUAGGAAUUUAAAAAUUACCUAAACGUAUACUAUGUUAGAUGAAAUAAAAAAAUUUAAUCAUUAAAAUUCGACAGCUAUGGAGAUAUACCUCAAAAAAAUGAGAAGAAAUUUAAAUAACUUAUACUUUCGAUAACUUUAUAAUUAUUUAAAUAAUGUAUAAUGAAUAUGGGAUACAAUGGAUCAAUAUUUCAAUGAUAGAUAAUGGUUUCGCAUUAAUAUUACAUUGCUCGUAACACGCUCGUAACAUAAAAUAAUUUUAACUUAAUAUUAAAUUCAUUACAAUUAAUGGUCAUAGAGUUGUUGGCUACACGUGAUAUCGAUAAAAACGAACGAUAGAUUGACUUUGACGAAUAUCGAAAUAGUUUACUUUUGUCUUCCGAAGGAUAAACAUCGAAACUCUCUCUUUCUAUACAAUUAAACUUAAAUAAAUCAUUAUUUCGAUAAUUUAAAAAUUAUUU
Vespa velutina is the source of this 4224-nucleotide messenger RNA. RefSeq names its product serine/threonine-protein kinase S6KL-like (gene S6KL). Gene Ontology annotation, molecular function: ATP binding; protein serine/threonine kinase activity. The record is from RefSeq and is a predicted model, not a curated record. The transcript is spliced from 10 exons. Bases 399 to 1568 code for a protein of 389 amino acids. Lineage: Eukaryota; Metazoa; Arthropoda; Insecta; Hymenoptera; Vespidae. Gene Ontology annotation, biological process: protein phosphorylation.